Messenger RNA from Mustela lutreola (European mink), 5967 nucleotides. It is a transcript of the gene PPIP5K2, whose product is annotated as diphosphoinositol pentakisphosphate kinase 2. Bases 507 to 4355 code for a protein of 1282 amino acids. Gene Ontology annotation, biological process: inositol metabolic process; inositol phosphate biosynthetic process. The record is from RefSeq and is a predicted model, not a curated record. Gene Ontology annotation, cellular component: cytosol. The transcript is spliced from 33 exons. Gene Ontology annotation, molecular function: inositol hexakisphosphate kinase activity; 5-diphosphoinositol pentakisphosphate 1-kinase activity; diphosphoinositol pentakisphosphate kinase activity. Lineage: Eukaryota; Metazoa; Chordata; Mammalia; Carnivora; Mustelidae.
GAAAGACCUGCGUCCAAGCUAACAGCUGGAGUCUUUCGCGGACCGUUUGCCUUCUGUCUCUGGGAUUAAAGGGGAAGCCGAAAGGUGGGAAGGGCGCGGCUCUCUUCUGCAGCUUGCGUGGCUGCUGCAGCGGUCGCAGGCAGUAGUGUUCGUGAUAGUCUCAAACAGUGUGGUAAGACUGGAAAACAUGUCAUGAAGUUUCCAGUGUCAGCCGCAGCAGCAAAAAGGAGUUUCUGUGGCUUCAUUACGGGGUGCUAAGUAGAAAGAUUACUGCAUCAACUCACUGAAGCAAUAACCUCACUCUUUGUCUUUUAAACUUCAUCAACAAUGAAGCAAUGAUAUCUGAGAACAGAAGAGCAUUUGCCAACUAACUGUCAUCACAAUUCCAAGUGAUUGUAUAAGCAGAAACAAGCUGCGACAGAGCUCUGUCUGCUAGUAUAGAGAGAAUGGUUUAUUUAGAAGCGGUUUUAGUAUAGUGCUUUAUAUCUGUAUCAAAUGAAAUAAAAAUGAGUGAGGCCCCCAGAUUCUUUGUUGGGCCUGAAGAUACAGAAAUAAACUCAGGAAAUUACCGACAUUUCUUCCACCAUGCAGAUGAAGAUGAGGAGGAAGAAGAUGAGUCUCCACCAGAAAGACAGAUUGUGGUUGGAAUAUGUUCCAUGGCAAAGAAAUCCAAAUCCAAACCAAUGAAGGAAAUUCUUGAACGGAUCUCCUUAUUUAAAUAUAUCACAGUAGUAGUAUUUGAAGAAGAUGUUAUUUUGAAUGAACCAGUAGAAAACUGGCCUUUAUGUGAUUGUCUUAUUUCGUUCCAUUCUAAAGGAUUUCCACUGGACAAAGCAGUUGCCUAUGCAAAACUCAGGAAUCCAUUUGUAAUCAAUGACUUGAAUAUGCAGUAUCUCAUACAAGAUAGGAGAGAAGUAUAUAGUAUUCUUCAAGCCGAAGGUAUUUUACUUCCUCGUUAUGCAAUUUUGAACCGUGACCCAAAUAAUCCCAAAGAAUGCAAUCUGAUUGAAGGGGAAGAUCAUGUAGAAGUAAAUGGUGAAGUUUUUCAAAAGCCAUUUGUGGAAAAGCCAGUCAGUGCAGAGGAUCACAAUGUUUACAUUUACUAUCCCACAUCUGCAGGUGGUGGAAGUCAAAGACUUUUUCGAAAGAUUGGCAGUAGAAGUAGUGUUUAUUCCCCAGAAAGCAAUGUACGAAAAACAGGCUCAUAUAUAUAUGAAGAGUUUAUGCCCACAGAUGGUACUGAUGUAAAGGUUUAUACAGUGGGUCCAGAUUAUGCGCAUGCUGAAGCUCGAAAAUCUCCAGCUCUUGAUGGCAAGGUGGAACGAGACAGUGAGGGAAAAGAAGUUAGAUACCCUGUUAUUCUUAAUGCACGAGAGAAAUUAAUUGCCUGGAAAGUCUGCCUUGCUUUUAAGCAAACAGUCUGUGGUUUUGAUUUGUUACGGGCCAAUGGACAGUCCUAUGUCUGUGAUGUCAAUGGCUUCAGUUUUGUGAAAAAUUCCAUGAAGUAUUAUGAUGAUUGUGCAAAAAUACUUGGCAAUAUUGUAAUGAGAGAGCUUGCUCCGCAAUUUCAUAUCCCCUGGUCAAUACCCUUAGAAGCUGAAGAUAUCCCAAUUGUACCAACUACAUCUGGAACUAUGAUGGAACUUAGAUGUGUCAUAGCUGUGAUACGUCAUGGGGAUCGAACACCAAAACAAAAAAUGAAAAUGGAAGUGAGGCAUCAAAAAUUUUUUGAUCUUUUUGAAAAGUGUGAUGGAUACAAAUCGGGGAAAUUAAAACUCAAAAAGCCAAAACAAUUACAGGCAAUGCUGGACAUUGCCCGACAACUUCUUAUGGAGCUGGGGCAAAAUAAUGAUUCUGAAAUUGAAGAAAACAAGUCAAAACUUGAACAACUUAAGACUGUAUUAGAAAUGUAUGGCCAUUUUUCUGGAAUAAAUCGUAAAGUCCAAUUAACUUAUCUCCCUCAUGGUUGUCCUAAAACAUCUAGUGAAGAAGAAGACAGCCGAAGAGAAGAACCAUCCUUACUUUUGGUUCUAAAAUGGGGAGGAGAACUAACUCCUGCAGGCAGGGUCCAGGCUGAAGAACUUGGAAGAGCUUUCAGGUGUAUGUAUCCUGGAGGUCAAGGAGAUUAUGCAGGAUUUCCUGGUUGUGGUUUACUUAGAUUACAUAGUACCUACCGACAUGACCUCAAAAUAUAUGCUUCUGAUGAGGGACGAGUACAGAUGACUGCAGCUGCUUUUGCAAAGGGGCUCUUAGCUCUAGAAGGAGAGCUUACACCCAUUCUUGUUCAGAUGGUAAAAAGUGCAAAUAUGAAUGGUCUUUUGGAUAGUGACAGUGACUCUUUGAGCAGUUGUCAGCAACGUGUGAAGGCAAGACUUCAUGAAAUACUUCAGAAAGAUAGAGAUUUUACAGCUGAAGACUAUGAAAAGCUUACUCCAUCUGGAAGCAUUUCUUUAAUUAAAUCAAUGCAUUUAAUUAAAAAUCCUGUGAAAACCUGUGACAAAGUUUAUUCUUUGAUACAAAGUUUGACUUCUCAAAUCAGACAUCGAAUGGAAGAUCCCAAAUCAUCAGAUAUUCAGCUUUACCACAGUGAAACAUUAGAGCUUAUGCUACGUAGAUGGUCCAAGUUGGAGAAAGACUUUAAAACAAAGAAUGGAAGAUAUGACAUUAGUAAAAUCCCUGACAUAUAUGACUGUAUAAAAUAUGAUGUCCAGCAUAAUGGUUCCUUGAAAUUAGAAAAUACAAUGGAAUUAUACAGGCUUUCGAAAGCAUUAGCAGAUAUUGUUAUCCCUCAGGAAUAUGGUAUAACUAAAGCUGAAAAACUGGAGAUUGCCAAAGGCUACUGUACUCCUCUAGUUAGAAAAAUUCGCUCAGACCUCCAGAGGACACAAGAUGAUGACACUGUAAAUAAACUCCACCCCGUGUAUUCCAGAGGUGUUCUGUCUCCUGAACGUCAUGUCCGUACCAGGUUAUAUUUUACCAGUGAAAGUCAUGUACAUUCUUUGCUCUCUAUUCUUCGCUAUGGUGCCUUAUGCAAUGAAUCAAAGGAUGAACAGUGGAAACGAGCUAUGGAUUACUUAAAUGUUGUCAAUGAACUCAAUUAUAUGACUCAGAUUGUGAUCAUGCUUUAUGAAGAUCCUAACAAGGAUCUUUCCUCAGAGGAACGCUUUCAUGUUGAAUUACAUUUUAGUCCAGGAGCUAAAGGAUGUGAAGAAGACAAAAAUUUACCAUCUGGCUAUGGAUAUAGACCAGCUUCAAGAGAGAAUGAAGGCAGGAGAUCUUUUAAAAUUGAUAAUGAUGAUGAACCACAUACUUCUAAAAAAGAUGAGAUUGAUCGUGCUGUGAUACUGUUCAAACCUAUGGUAUCAGAGCCAAUUCAUAUACACAGGAAGUCUCCACUUCCAAGAUCUAGGAAGAUUCCUACAAAUGAAGUAAAUUAUUCAAGUAAAACCUUGAAGACUUUUUCCAGCGUCCACCAUCUCCAUGGAUAUCAGAAGUUUGUACUUCCAAAAGACACACAGAGAAAAAGACUAUUCUCUUCAUUUUGUGCAAAGAGCCCCCUGAGUGUGUCUAGCCCAGAGGGUACUGGUACCUGGCUGCAUUAUACCAGUGGUGUGGGUACUGGGCGUCGAAGACGCAGAUCAGGGGAACAAAUCACUUCUUCCCCUGUCUCCCCCAAAUCAUUGGCUUUCACAUCCAGUAUUUUUGGCUCAUGGCAACAGGUUGUAUCUGAAAAUGCUAAUUACCUGCGAACACCAAGAACUCUUGUGGAACAGAAGCAGAACCCUACUGUAGGGUCUCACUGUGCGGGCCUGUUUAGCACCUCGGUGCUCGGGGGUUCUUCAAGCGCACCUAACCUACAGGAUUAUGCUCGUACUCAUCGUAAAAAGCUGACUUCUUCUGGCUGCAUAGAUGACGCCACACGCGGUUCUGCUGUUAAAAGGUUUUCUAUCUCAUUUGCUCGACACCCAACCAAUGGCUUUGAAUUGUAUUCCAUGGUACCAUCUAUUUGUCCUCUAGAGACUCUUCACAAUGCCCUGUCUUUAAAGCAGGUGGAUGAAUUUCUUGCUUCCAUUGCUUCUCCAUCAAGUGAAGUUCCAAGGAAGACCCCUGAAAUUUCCUCUACAGCUUCACGUUCCAGUCCAGUAAUGAGAAGAAAAAUAACUUUAAAUACUUAUACGCCUGCAAAGAUCCUCCCAACACCACCAGCUACCUUAAAGGGUACGAAAGCAAGCAGCAAGCCAGCUACCAGCGGACCUUCUAAUGCAGUUGUUCCUAAUACCUCAUCUCGAAAAAAGAAUAUAACUAACAAAACAGAAAUGCAUGAACACAAAAAGAUCACUGGGAAAAAGAAAUGAAAUCUUAGCAGAAGCUGGAACUCCUUAAAUAUAUAAAAGUCAUAUGUUCAGUAGAAAAGGACACAUAAUAAACGUUGACUGAAAACUGUCAAAGCAAGUAGCUUAUGUUUCUCUUAUACAUCUCUGAAUUCAUUUUAGAAUAUGUUAAAUCUAGAGAAUUCUUUGUAUAUAUUCAGGUAAGGAACUUUUCUCAUGAUCUUGAAAUGUUUAAGACAAUGUUUAUUAACAUUUUAUGAUACCAAAAGCUAUAGCGAUGUAGGUCUGUUAUUCUUAAUGUUAUGUUUACGGUGUACCUUUGAUAAAGACAAGGACAGAAAAGCCUAGAUAGCUUGUACCAGUGUCCCACCAAUAAUGCUGUUUACUGAAGAAUCUGUGAGGUGACCUCUAUAUCCACUUUCAUUUUCAUGGAAUUUUAUCUUAGCUGUGAAAACCUGUGGCUUGGGUUAGAAUUUGACAGUCAGGAUUACUGAUGCAGAUUUUUUUGAGUGUAUUUCCAAAGAGAUUUCAUUGACCAUUUAGAUUAGAAACCUUUUCCCCCAAUUGUUAGAAUUACAUAUAUGCUGCAAUAUUUAAUAACUGGAGUAUUAACAUAUGGGUUAUUUUUUCAAUCUGUGCUUUGAGUUUUUUUUAUUGUAUGUUAUUUAAAAUAUUACAUAUACAGCUGGAAUAACUACACCUUUAUGCACAUAAAUUUCUUAUAUUAAUUUGUAGAAAAUAUUUUCUUUAUAUAUUUCCUUACCAUAAGGUGCUUUUGCUCAUCAGGAAAAUUUUGCUUCAUAUGUUGGGAAGAAAGACAUCUUUAGGGUUUUUUUUUAAAGAGAUAUAGUUGACAAGUUUAUAAAUGUUACACUUAUUUUCAGAGUUCUUUUUAGAUCUAAGGAAAUCAGUUCAAAAAUGGGUAUCAUUAAUGUGCGAAAAAUGUCUGAAUUCUGUAGUUGGUAGAUAUUAUCUAUAGCACCUCUUUUUAGCAUUUCUACUCUUAUCUCUAGUGUAUCAGUUGGUCUCACUAAGAAAGCUUAAAGAUAGAACAUUUGAAAUAAAUGCUCUUUUCAAAUGAUUAGAUUUUGAAAGGAAAUUGAGAUCAUUGUUUUGUGAUUUCAUCUAUGAUGUGAAAAAAUAUUUAUUAUCCUUGGUGCUUUCUCCCCCCUAAUGCACAAAUAAUUAUAAACCACUUGAAAUGACUUAAACUGUAAACCAAACAGUACAACCUGAUAAGAAUUCCUUGCAUUGCCAGUCAGGUCACUUAAAUUGCUAAAGCUUUAGUUUGAAGCUUAUGUUCAGGAAAUUACUGAAUUCUCAUAUGAACACAUCUAUUAAAAUUUUUCAGGAGACUCUCCUAACUCUAGAUCAUCAUCUAAGAAUUGACUUUUAGAAAAUAAGCAUAUUAUGUGUUAGUUUUAAAAGUACCAGAUACAGGAGUCACAAAUAUAUAUAAUUAAACAAGUUUAUAUACUUCACUUGAAUGUAAUUGUAUUAUGUGGAGACAUGUCUUGUAAACAGUUGAAUGUACCUAAGCUUUCUGUAUGUGAAAAUGUUAAUGUGCUCAGUGUGGGAGUAAGAAACUCCUUUUAUUUUUUAAGUGGAACUGAAUUAAAAUAUUUUAUUUCCAGUA